This is a messenger RNA of Linepithema humile (Argentine ant), 5066 nucleotides long. RefSeq names its product DNA polymerase iota (gene PolI). Gene Ontology annotation, biological process: translesion synthesis. Gene Ontology annotation, molecular function: DNA-directed DNA polymerase activity; damaged DNA binding. Lineage: Eukaryota; Metazoa; Arthropoda; Insecta; Hymenoptera; Formicidae. The record is from RefSeq and is a predicted model, not a curated record.
UUUUAAAUCAUUUUUAUAAUAUAUUACAUGUAAUAUUGUUUUUUGCGCGAAUAUCAUAAUUCUACUGUGGCGCGCUCUCUCUCUGUAUUUUACACGUAAAACAAAAAAUACAAACCCGUAGUUUAUAGUUUCUUUACAAGAGGUCUCUGUAGUCUCUCCUGCCCGUUUUUGAGUGCGACCAUCUUUUAUCUCAACUUUCUCGCUAGAUCCGAACAGUUCGCGGAAUUUAUAUAUCAUACGUAUCUGUGUGACAAUUUAAAAACAUGGCUACCAUGUGAAAGAUGAAUCGGUUCAUAUUGUAAACAAGUUUAUAUUUAGUUUGUCGCAACAGUUUCGUUUUGUGUUGCCGACAUAUAAGUCGCCGACAGGAACAUUCCUAGCACUCUGGAGCUGCAUCGAGAAAGACUAAACAACUCCGGGAGUGAAACACGCGAACUCGCAAUAGCACAGAUUCUAUGUUUCUCACCAACUACUGUUAUUUCGUUACCUUCGUCCAUUAACUGGCAGAAUUUUGGUACUGCUGUGUAAUCGAGAUGCUAUUGAGAAAUUUGGAGUAAUAGAAUGUGAAGAAGUUGCAAACGAGUAUUAUCUUGUACGAAAUCACUGCUCUCUAAUAAAUAUCCAUGGAUACUGCAGAUUUUGAUAUUAUCCGUCAUCCAAGAACCAUUAUUCACUUGGAUGUUGACUGUUUCUAUGCCCAGGUGGAAAUGCUCAGGCAUCCCGAAUUGGAGGGAAAGCCGUUAGGUGUACAGCAAAAAAAUAUAGUUGUCACCAGCAAUUAUCUGGCAAGAAAGUAUGGAGUAAAGAAAUGUAUGCCAUUGCAUGAGGCUUUAAACUUAUGCCCAAAUUUGGCUUUGGUAAAUGGAGAGGAUUUAACAAACUAUCGCCAUUAUUCGACCAAAAUAUUUGAAAUUUUGAACCAAUUUACACCAUUAGUGGAAAGACUGGGUUUUGACGAUAACUUUCUUGAUGUGACAUCAAUAGUGGAGAAACAAUUUAAAUCUCAAAAUGACUUAGACUCACGUGAGAUGAGUAGUUCGAAUAUGAACGAAGAUAUAAAAGAGAUAGAUAAAAUAUUUGGUCUAUCGGAAGAGGAAUGCCCAUGUGACUGUCAUACACGCUUAAUGAUCGGUUCCAAGAUAGCUGCUGAAAUAAGGAAUCGUAUUUAUGAAGAACUCCAUCUUACUUGCAGUGCCGGAAUAGCACAUAAUAAACUUUUAGCCAAAUUAGCAGGAUCUAUAAACAAACCAAAUCAACAAACAUUAGUUUUUCCAUGCAGUGGACCAAUGUUGCUCACCGCAGUGGGCUCUGUAUCCAAAAUACCUGGUGUUGGACAAAAGACCACUGAAUUAUUGUUAUCAAACAACAUAAAAACAGUGGACGAUCUUCGCAGAAUACCUCUGGAAAAUUUAGAGCUUAAAAUUGGCGUUGAUUUAGCAAGGAGAUUGAAGGACAAUGCGGAAGGAAUCGACGAAACUGCGGUGAAACCAUCUGGGAAAAAGCAAUCUAUAGGUUUGGAGGAUGGAUUUAAGAGUGUAUCACUGGUAGCUGAAGUGGAAUCGCGAUUAGGUGCGCUAUUGAGGAGAUUAACAGAGCUAGCAAUGGAAGAUGGUAGAAUUCCCACUGCCAUAAGAAUAACAGUGAGAAAGCACGACUUGAACAAGCCUACUUCUGGUAAGCGAGAGACCAGGCAAUGCGCAUUGCCGAAACAUCUUUUGCCGUCCACGAAAACCGGCGUGUAUGAUCACAGUAAGAUGCUGACGCUUGCCAUGAAGCUGUUUCAUCGAGUAAUCGAUGUCUCCAAACCCUUCCACUUGACACUUCUGGGCGUUGCGUUUACAAAGUUUGAAGAAAGAUCUUAUGGUAGGAGCAGCAUUACAUCCUUUUUACGCAAGCAGGUCGCUGUUCAUUCGGUUCUGGACAUCAGUUCUGAGGAGGGCAUCUCCGAGAUGAAUCUAGGAUCGCCGAUGAGUAUCAAUCAAGACAGCAACGACAGCUCGGAUCAGUCAGCGACGAGCUUUAUGAGCACUUCCACAUCGAGUCUCCCGUGUUCGCCAAUCUCAAAGUUGUCAAGUAUGGCAAAUCAGAUUGCAGAAGACGACCUGCAGAACGAAGUGGAACCAGUACCGAAAAAGACCAAAUUGGAAGUGUGGCUCAGUGGUCGACGAGGAUCACCAAGCAACGAAAUGGCUGGACUGAGACUGAGUCCCUCGUCUCCCAUGCAAUUGUCACCCACGGUGGACGCCACGGUUUUCAAAUCUCUGCCAAUCGAGAGGAGGGAAGUCACUCGUUCUUGGCCCACAACUAGCAAACCGAAACCAAACAAUAUACUUAAAUACUUCAUAGCCAAGUGACAGAACUCUGUGACCUAGUAUUAAAUGUCGUUGCUUUUAUAUAUGCGCUUGAAUUGACAUCAUUAAAUGCCAGCACCGCAUACGAUGCUAUACAGUAUGUGAUUCUUAAUUUUUAAUACUUUAAAUACUAAAUUUUGAAGUAUAAAAAGGAAAAAUGUCAUAAGUUAUUCAAGUUUUUCUCUUUUUAACUGUACAUAAUUACAUUAUGUUAAGUAAUAAGUUGUAUAAUAUUGAGAAAAUGUUUUGUAUUACUUAUUACAGUACUUUAUAUUCAUAAAGAACCUAAGGUUUGGUUUAUUUUAGUAGUAUAGAAAAAGGGGAAAAGGAAUAGUAUUUUCAUAAACCAAUUCCAAUUAGGAUAUGCUGUGUCCUACAGUGGAAAAUUAACUUGAAUAUUUUUUAAAAAUUUAACUUAUGACUUGAAGGAGAGAAAAUAAGAUUUCAGCAUUCAACAUUUGUGUCAAAUUUUUUUCUUACUGUAUGCUUUAAAUUUAUGCUCUGCUAUAAAUUAUCUACUUCUCAAUUAAGAAUCAUUAUCUGUAUAGAUUUACUUCUCUGUGUUUGUAUCUAUGUCGUGUGCAUUUGAAUUUUCUGGCUAAAGUGCAUUUGCAAAUUUUACGCGACAGAAAACAUAUACAUGUUUAAUUACAUUCAGCAUUUAAUGUUCUCAUAUAUCUAUAUUCACAAGAAACGAUUUGCAGCUAGCAAUAAUAUCGUAUAGGAAAAUCAUUGUUUCAUAGCAGUAUAGUUCAUGUUAUUUUUACAUUUUAUAUUUGACAGUAUCAAUGAAAAAUAUUGUAAUUGCAUUUUUUAUUAUUCUUAAUUUAAUUAUUUUUUAAACGUUAUUUUACCAGCAAUAUGCUUCAAAAACUUUUCAUAACUUUGUGUUGUAUUUGCUCGAUACUCUCUUUCUCAUAUUUUAUUUAAAUUACAAAUUUCUGAAAAACAAUUCAUAAAUAAUUUCUCUGAAAGUUUUGCUAUUAGAAUAUUUUUCAUUGAUGCUGUUAUACUUUCGCUCUAAGUAAUAUUCAUUUAUUAUUAUAUAUAUGAUUUUCAUAUGGGCACAAUACAUUAAACAUUAAGAUUUGCUUUUGAGCGAGACUAUUGCAAGAGAAAUGUAUUCACUUUUUUCAUAUGACAAGAAGUUUGGCUACAAAACUCUAAAAAAGCGUGUUAAACGAGUUAAAAAUACCAAAAGACGUGCUGUGUGUAAGUGAAAUUGGUGCUGACAUUUGAUGUUGUGACUCGCGAUGAACAAAAAAUUAUAUAUAAUUUAACAUCUUAAGAAAAAAAUUCUAUUUUUAGUACUGUUAAACGUUAUCUUAUAAUCAAAGAUCGAAACCGACGCAUUCUCGGUGAAUUUAAUUUUCGGUGCUACGCAAAAGAGAAUUUUAUAUCAUUAAUUACGUUUCUACUAUCACGACAUUUUCGCGUGUCUACAUCGUAGCAUCGAAAUCUGAAUUCGCAGUCAGUGAAAUAUCGCUUUCCAUCCCCGCUUGUAAUAUAUGCACUGAAUAUCCACGAGCGACAAAGUCGCUUAAAAAGAAAAGAAAAAUACUCGGUUAUUCCUGCCAGAAUCACCACUCCAAGCGUGGAGCUUCAUUUUUUUAAAUAUAUCAUAUAAACGUUUUCGGUGAUUAUUCGAAAGAUGUACUAGACAAUCAUAAAGUUUUAAUGCCGCUUCAGUAUGGUACACGGUGAUUAUCACAUGUAUACACAAUCGUACAUACAACAUACACACAGACACACACACGACAAUUAAACAUAUAUAAAUAUAUAUAUUGCGAAUACUGCUACCGCGCUACCGGUGCGUUCACGGGACAUUCACGGUGAGAGUUGCGUUUUUACCUUUUACAGAUACUUAAAGAAUAGUUUUUUGUUACAUACGGGCGAACGGGUUCGUAGGUGAUAAACCGAGACAGUGUAGCUUUUGUAUUUGCUAAACAGAAUAUUCAUAAUUAAUACCGAUUAAGAGAAGGGGGAGAGGAAGGCAGGGAGAGACGAAAAUAGGAAGGAAAAAGAGAGAGAGAGAGAGAGAGUGUGUGUGUGUGGGUGUGAGUGAAAAUAAGAGCGAAGAGUGAAGCGAUAUAGAAAAGUGUGUCCACAAUAGAGGCCACCGAACUUUUCUACUUUUAUUUAUUUACGACAUGAAUCGGUAUAGUCUUUAUUUUAAACUUCUGGUUGUGAGUAUAUAUGCAUAUUUUAUACAGACAUUGUUUAGGCAGGGAUGCAGCGUUGCGAAAUACCGUUCGCUUUGUCAACGUCGAGGUCGAGAUCGAACGCAGGACUUCACGCUUGGAAUCACAAUGGAUACUGAUAUUUCAACUAUAUAUGAUGAGGACCUUUUCAAGCGACAGCGCAACACUGCGACCUCGCAGUACUUCCGAUUUAUUUCAAUAAAAAAAAACUUCGAGUUGAACAUUGCUGCGGCUAUUAAUCCUACAGCCUGUCUCCGAAUUUCCUUAUCAUAAAAAAAACCGGAUAGUCUUAACAUACUAAUUCUAACUCUUCAAAAUACAAAGGUAUGAAAAACAUAUAAUUUCUUUAAAACUUCGUUAUAAUUUACUCUUAGAAUUCAUUAGAUUUAAAAGACAGAAGUUUUGUUUUUGGUUGCGUGUGCAUAUCAUAUAAAUUUCAAACAAUUAAAAUGUUUUGUUAAUGAGUGAUUUUUUGAUCAAUUUGGAGUUGAGUUCUCAUAUAUCUAAAGAUUUC